This is a messenger RNA of Annulohypoxylon truncatum, 2121 nucleotides long. RefSeq names its product DUF300-domain-containing protein. Gene Ontology annotation, biological process: transport. The record is from RefSeq and is a predicted model, not a curated record. Gene Ontology annotation, molecular function: transporter activity. The coding region runs from base 214 to 1980 and encodes 588 amino acids. The transcript has 6 exons. NCBI's taxonomy places the organism in Eukaryota, Fungi, Ascomycota, Sordariomycetes, Xylariales, Hypoxylaceae.
GGGUUCAUGGAUUUCGAGUCUUGAAAUGAUCAAAUGACAUUUCAGAAAGCUUCCCGAAACCCUUCGCUCCUCUUUAGAACACUCAACUUCCCACGCGUCGCUUUUCUUCCUUUCGCAGCACCACAGCUUUCGACCAUGCGCCUUUAGAUCUUCCGUCCUUUAUGUAGGCAGGACAACGCAUCUUUCCCGGCGUCCGCGUCUCCACCUGACAACAUGGCUGGAGGCACCGGCCAGAAGUUCACUACGGCUACCACCAUCAUCGCCGGUGUCUUCUCUUUGGCCGCAACCUUCGUAUCUAUCGUCUCAAUAUGGCUUCAACUAAAGAACUAUCGAAAGCCACUCUUGCAGCGAUACGUCGUACGCAUACUAUUAAUGGUUCCCAUCUAUUCGAUAAGCUCGUGGGUUAGUAUGGUGUCCUUGUCAGCAGCAGCAUUCUUGGAUCCUGUUAGAGAUAUAUACGAGGCCUUCACGAUCUACACCUUCUUCCAACUUCUCAUCAACUACCUCGAUGGCGAAAGGGCCCUCAUAAUCAUGGCACACGGGCGUGCCCCUGUACACCACCUAUGGCCCCUAAACCAUGUCUUAGCGAAAGUCGACAUAUCUGAUCCUCAUACGUUCUUAGCCGUGAAGCGAGGGAUACUUCAGUACGCGUGGCUCAAGCCUAUAUUAGCCUUUGCCGCGAUUAUUAUGAAAGCAACAGGUAUAUAUCAGGAGGGGUACAUCGGCAUCUCGUCAGGCUACCUGUGGAGCGGGAUCAUUUACAAUAUUAGCGUUACGGUCAGUCUGUAUUCGCUUGGUCUAUUUUGGGUCUGCAUGCACAAUGACCUAAUCCCUUACCGGCCCGUUCCCAAAUUCCUGUGCAUCAAGCUCAUCAUCUUCGCUUCUUACUGGCAAGGGUUCUUCCUCUCCAUUCUUGUUUGGCUGGGGGCUAUUCCGGAUGAUGUUCAGGGGUAUACUUCGGACAACCUUGCUGUUGCCAUUCAAGAUGCUUUGAUCUGUUGCGAGAUGCCAGCGUUUGCGGUGGCGCAUUGGUAUGCCUUCUCCUGGCAUGAUUAUGCCGACAAUACCGUUUCCUCCGCUAGACUGCCCGUCAAGUAUGCCGCGAGAGACGCUUUCGGAGUCCUCGACCUUAUCGAAGACUCGAAACAGACCUUCAGAGGCGAUCAGUACAGUUACAGGAUAUUCGACUCUAGUGGAAAAGUUAUUGCACACGAAGACUCGAGUUCACGGUUUGCAAGGCUAAAAGAUGGGAUGAGAUAUAAACGAGGAGGUGAAGCCAAAUAUUGGAUUCCCAAGCCGGGCGAAGUCAGGGGAGAGAUGAGCGCAAAUACGCCGCUCUUAAACUCCAAUGGAGGCCCUAGUGGGUCAGGCAAUCCAACGCCAAAGUAUCAGCAUGGUUCUACCGACGAGACCACACUAGAUCCUGACGACGAGAGCCUCUACCACAAGGCACGAGAACUAGAGUUUGGGGAUUGGAAUUAUCCUGUCGUUACUGCAAAUGUACCAACCAGAGAGCGCUGGAUCUCAAGGCAACCGGCAGUGUAUCAAUCAAGUACUGGAGCGUGGCAAACAACUCGUACUCGAUCAUCCCAGAGCAUCAGUAACAGACCCGCGGAACCAACGCCCCCAAGUGCUGAGACCGUCAUUAGCAAAAAGAAGAAAGGUAAACAGAAACACAAUAAAUUUGCACCGAAGCCUACCCCAGAGCCUGCGGCUGUCGUUGCAGAAGAGAGAGAAUCGGAAGGCCCUCUAGGGGCGCCCCUGCUCUCGACUUCUGAACCUCAAAUUUUAGAGGAAGAAGCGGAAGAGGAAGACACGACGUUUAAGAUAGGCGAGUCGACAUCCGAAGAAGUUACCCCUGGAGGGCAGGAAGAAGAAAGACGGUGGGGAGGCGAUGGAGCAGAUCACAGUACAACAAGCCCGAUUUUCAGCACCGGUGAGGACGAGUUUCGGAACGUUUGGGGCGGCGACCGCUUGUGAUUUUUAAGACUGUUUUGUCCUUUUGCGCCGUAAUUAUUAGAUACCCUGGAUUUUCUGUACGGCCGUUCCAUACCGGUAUGUAAUUAGAAAGCAAAGUGAAAUAUUGAAAAUUGACACCUUAGCUGUGUUUUAUCCUCGCCA